AUGUUGCUACAGGUUCUGUGCGCUUUGUUUCUGUGGGGAGCGGCGUUCUCUGACACAACCAUCACAAUCUACAACGAGUGGCUCGCCCAGGGUGGACGUGUCAAUUACGAACCUGAAAGAUGGAACAAGAUUAAUGGGCUCUCCCAGCUGAACCUAAUUCCAAAGUUGAAAGCCAUCGACACAUCUCCCGGGCGGUGGGUGAACAGGGACCUAAAUCUCUUUCCAAAUUGGCCAGAAAACCCUAGCCGCAAAGGCUAUCCUAAUCCAACGUAUCUCCAGGACCAUACACUCCAGUCAAAGACAUGGCAGUGGUACAUGCAACAAAUGCAAAACUAUGGGGAUGCCAAGAUCGAAAACAUCGUCUGGAACAUAGAAGGUAGGCACUGGCCCGCCUGGAUAGAUAAGUCUCAUCAUAAUGGCGGAUUCCCAAACAACAUUGACGCUGCAUCAGAGUUUGUGUCGCUGAUGGUUCAGAGUGUCAAGGACUUCACAGGAGGAGGCAUACCCAAAAUAUUUGAAGUCCUCAAUGAACCUGACUGGUACGAAAAAACUAUUGACCCACAAACGAAUAUAGACUUCCACAGGGCCGUCGCCGACAAACUGAAAAAAAAGAAUUGGAAUGAAGAUAUGCGGACCGUCCUACACCAGUAUGAUCUUAAGACAAGCAGAUGAAAAUAACUUCAGCAGGUGGAAGAAAACUGCUAAGUUUCUUGACAUGUCUCUCGACCACUUGGACUUUUUCUCUUUCCACUCCUACAACUAUCUGCGUAUAUCGGGUAGUACCAAUUCCUACUUUGGCGUAAACGAAGCCCGCCUGG
Messenger RNA from Haliotis rubra (blacklip abalone), 818 nucleotides. RefSeq lists its product as uncharacterized. The record is from RefSeq and is a predicted model, not a curated record. The transcript has 3 exons. NCBI's taxonomy places the organism in Eukaryota, Metazoa, Mollusca, Gastropoda, Lepetellida, Haliotidae. Bases 1 to 672 code for a protein of 223 amino acids.